This is a messenger RNA of Gadus macrocephalus (Pacific cod), 2810 nucleotides long. It is a transcript of the gene appl1, whose product is annotated as adaptor protein, phosphotyrosine interaction, PH domain and leucine zipper containing 1. Lineage: Eukaryota; Metazoa; Chordata; Actinopteri; Gadiformes; Gadidae. The record is from RefSeq and is a predicted model, not a curated record. Gene Ontology annotation, cellular component: endosome membrane; cytoplasm. Gene Ontology annotation, biological process: signaling. The transcript has 22 exons. Gene Ontology annotation, molecular function: protein binding. The coding region runs from base 168 to 2330 and encodes 720 amino acids.
UGCUCAGUUUGUUGUUAUCUGGGGAGGAAAAGGAGGAGUUGUCCAACAAACUGGGUUUUAUUCAGCAGUCAUCGAACAAAUUGUGUUUUAUAAAGAGCUUUCCAACAAACUGUCUUUUAUUCAGCAGUCGGCAGCAGCGGUUAUCCACCCGACGAUAGCUAUCAGCCAUGCCAGGGAUAGAGAAGCUCCCGAUAGAGGAGACACUCGAUGAUAGCCCGCAGACUCGAUCUCUGCUGGGGGUGUUUGAGGAAGAUGCAGCAGCCAUAUCCAACUACUCUUCACAACUCUACGACGCCAUGCAGCGCAUCUACCAUGCACAGAAUGAGCUGAGUGCUGCGACUCACCUGACCUCCAAACUCCUACGCGAGUAUGAUACACAGCGGUUUCCUCUAGGGGGCGAUGACGAGGUGAUGAGCGCCACACUGCAGCAGUUUGCCAAAGUCAUCGAUGAGUUGAGUUCCUCUCAUGCAGUUCUCUCGACGCAGCUGGCAGAUGCUAUGAUGUUUCCCAUCACACAGUUCAAAGAACGGGACCUUAAGGAAAUCCUGACCCUGAAGGAGGUUUUCCAGAUCUCUAGUGACGAUCAUGACAUGGCUAACAACAGAUACAGUCGUCUGUCCAAGAAGAGAGAUAAUGAAAGGGUGAGGUUGGAGGUCAUAGAGGAUGUGUACACAGCCCGUAAGAAGCAGCACCAGACCAUGAUGCACUACUUCAGUUCCCUCAACGCUCUGCAGUACAAGAAGAAGAUCAGCCUCCUGGAGCCACUCUUGGGAUACAUGCAGGCACAGAGCAGUUUUUUUAAACUAGGUUCAGAGAACCUGACUCAGCAGUGGGAAGACUUCCUGGCAACAAUCGGCACCAGCGUCCAAAAUGUGCGUAGGGAGAUGGAGACAGAGGUGGGCUCCAUGCAGCAGACAAUCCAGGAGAUGGAGGAUUCAUGUGACCUCCUGUAUGUACCCACCGACCCUGACCCCACGCACACGCCCCUCAACCGAAACCUCACCAGGAAACAGGGGUACCUGUAUAAACGCAUUAAAACAGGUCUGGUGUCAUCGUCGUGGGAACGGCAGUACUUCUUCACCCAGGGGGGUAACCUGAUGGGGCAGAGCCGGGGGGAGGUGGCGGGCGGGCUGCUCAUGGAUAUUGAUAACUGCUCCGUCAUGGCCGUGGACUCAGACGACCGGCGGUUCUGCUUCCAGAUCACCUCCUUCGACGGCAAGAAAGUGGCAACGCUGCAGGCGGAAAACAGGAGAGAAUGUGAAGAGUGGAUCUCCACCAUCAAUAACAUCUCCAAGAGGAUUUACCUGAGUGAGAACGCAGAGGAGCUGGCGGCCAGAGUGAACCAAUCAGCACUGGAGGCUGUCACCCCCUCCCCCUCCUUCCAGCAGAGACACGAGAGCAUGAAGCCUGCUGGGCCCAGUAAAAGGCGUGCGAGCAGCAUCAGCUCUGUGGGAUCAGAGAUCUCUCCCGCCCUCUCUGCCCUCUCGUUCGACGCGCUGGUCGCCCCGGAAACGCCCAUACAGUUUGACAUCAUCUGCCCCGCCAACGAGGGGGACGUGGCCCAGACACGGACCCCCACCCACGGCAGCAGGAGGAGCAACCCAUUCGGAGAGUCAGGAGAAAUCAGUGAAGAGGAAAACCCAGACUCAAUCCUCCACCAGCUGUUUGUAGUGCGCUUCCUGGGUAGCAUGGAGGUGCGUAGCGGGGAGCAGGGUCACGUGACCGGGGACACGGGUCAUGUGACCGGAGAGCAGGGUCACGUGAUCGGGGAGACGAUGCGUCAGAUCCUGGCGGCGAGGGCGAUCCACAACGUGUUCCGCAUGACCGAGUCCCACCUGCUGGUCACCUGCAGCUGCCUCAAGCUCAUUGAUCCACAAACACAAGUCACCAGAUUGAGGUUCCCCCUGCAGAGUGUGCUCCACAGUGCUUCUCAUCAGGACAAUAAGAGGCUGCUGGGGUUCCUGCUGGACUCCAAAGACCACAGCGGCAGCAGGACUGUCUGCUACAUCUUUGAGACCAACAACGAUGGAGAGAAGAUCUGUGACAGCAUCGGUUUAGCCAAGCAGAUCGCCUUCCACUCCGACCUGGACAAGAAGGAGGCGCGGAAGAGGAAGGAGCAGAAUAAGGAGCAUGAGAAGAAGGAGGAGGAGCUCAGUAAACAGAGACAGAUCGAGAAGGAUUUGGAAGAGCAGAGUCGGUUGAUUGCUGCCUCUAGUCGUCCGGCAAACCCACCCUCCUCUGACGGACAGUUCCUGGUGCUUAGCAACAGCCAAUCAGAGGACAGUGAUGCAGGGGAGGAGGGUAAGAAGCAGGGUGAAUCAGAUGCCUGACUUGCUGCCUUAGCCCCACCCACGAAGCAUAAAUAAGGGACUUUUACUGUCUCUUUCAUUUUUGGGACUUUUUUUUGUCGUUUGUGUCAAAAUAUUUUUGCACAAGAUGGACAGAGAGUGUGUGUAAGAGAGUGUAUGUUUGUGAGUGUGUGUGUGUAGUGGUUAACUCAACUAAACUUAGAAUCUAACGUUUGAACACUGGGUUCUGGCUUCCGGUCCAGAACCCAGAACCAGAACACGGCCAACUACUUAUUGAGUUACUGAUUUAAGCCCCUGAUCACCGCCAGCACAUGGGUGGGGCAGGGCUACAUGUGGAGGUGGCUUACUGGCAUGUUUGUAUCAUAAUAUCAUGUUAUUAUACUAUCAUGUUAUUAUACUAAUAUUUGAUACCUGGUUGUUAUCACAGCCAGAUCACAGACCAUAGUUUACUGUAAAUAUGACUUGUAUGUCUUAAACCAAUAAAGCACUAAAUCUGCUCGA